AUGUCUGUUACUAAACUUGGCUGGUCUGCCGUCGACAUCACCGAUGCUGCAAAGGUGAUUCACGCUCUGUUGAGGAAUCUAGAAUGGCACAAAGAUGCCAAAAGGAAGCACAGACAAGAUUUCGAGUAUUUGCAGCACUGCCUGCUACCAAAGCUUCGUCUGAUUGGAGGAUAUGUCAAAGACAUUGAUGAUAGCGAGGACCAUCCACGCAAAGCAGAGUGGAACGCUAAUCUGAGAACUUUGAAACGCACCUGGCAGAAGUUCAAAGACUAUCUCAGCAGCCGAAACAGCCUCUUGCCCGAGAGCCUGAACCGCGAUGGCGCAGCUGGCGGUUUGCCUUGGUCUUGGGAUGAGCUCUCGGCUCAGAUCGAAGAAGCUAGGCGGGAAGUCAAGGAUACUCUGGACGACAUGGACAGACUCAUUCUACUCGAGAUAUGGUGUGUUAUCUGCCGCGGGAGUCCAGGGAAGUUUGCUGACAAUGGCAUCUUUAGCGAGAGGUUUGGCCUCGUCCUGCCGAGAUUGGACUCUAUGUUCGAGAAGAUCGAAGAUUAUGGUGAAUGCGUGUCGACAUACCGCAAAGACGUCCAGGAAAUCCUCUGCUCCAUCCGAUCAAAUAAGCAAGAUUUCAAGUCUCUCAAGAACCUGUUUCAAGGGAGCAUGGCCGAUCUCGCCCAGAAGAUCAGCAACAGCCAAAGUGAAACCGAAGCCAUCAAAUCGCAGCUGCAAGCCAUGUCGGAAAAGCUGGAGCGCCUGCUCGCCCAGCUAGCAGAACAGCGCGGGAACUGCACGACCAAGACCGAAAAGAGGUAUCUAGACCAGCUACGGAAGGAAGUCCGAAAGCAAGCCGGCUCCGUAGCGCGUCUGAGAGUGUCAGUCGACGAGACCAUGGGCAUUAUGGCCGAGUUCUUGCACGCCUUGGAGAAGCUGAAUUUCAGAAAGGGGAUCUCGCAUCGCGCCUCGGGGGCAUUCACUGAUAUGAACGACAUGCUGAGCAAGACGACAUCGUCGCUUGAAAGGCUCUACGAAAGCUUGAGGCGACAGACCUCCCACGUCUCGUUCAAGAAGACGACGUUCUGGAGAAGGGCGAAGUCGACAGACGUGGCUCCCUCAGCUCACGACAACAACGAGUCCCGACAUGAACCAUUGGGUUUUCAGCAUAUACCCACGAGCGCGAUGAGUGGCGAGGACAACAAGUCUGCAACCUUGGGCACGGGUGCUGAGAACCAGCCCGCAGCUUCGAACGAAUCCGCAGAUACAGCGUUGUCAGAGACCACCACCUCUACGUCUGCCUCCACGAUCAUGGCUCUCCCAGCUCCUCCCUCCUCCUCCGGCCUGAAAUCUUCAAGAAUCUCCAUCCAAGACCUGACCAUCCUGCUCGCCUCUGCUCCUGAAUCAAUGUCGGCAAAUCCGGCGGCCUUCUCGAGCUCUUCUCCUCCUCCUCUUCCCCGUAAAUCUUCAGCCCGGAGGUCCUACCAGUACGUGCUCCGCACGCUGUCCCCGGGCGGCCAAACGCGACCUCCUCCCGUGCCUGCCAUUCCAGCGUACACGGCUACUCCACCCCCAGCGCCGGCACAAUCAUCGGCAUCGUCAUCGUCAUCAUUGUCAGAGGCAGAUUUCCCGUCUCCUCUAUUCUCGGCGCUGCCAUCACGCCCUUCGUCCAUCGACGCCGGUUCGAUCCUGGACAUCGCGGCUUCGCCCGCUCCUGGCAGCACUAGCACUGCGACCGCCAUGACUGCUGCGGGGAGUGAAUCCGCCAAGGCGCCAUCCCUGCUCGCCCAACUCGAGCGGCAGUACAGCAUGACAGUCGUGACAGCGUGCACUUAG
This is a messenger RNA of Cladophialophora psammophila CBS 110553, 1824 nucleotides long. RefSeq lists its product as uncharacterized. Lineage: Eukaryota; Fungi; Ascomycota; Eurotiomycetes; Chaetothyriales; Herpotrichiellaceae. The transcript has a single exon. The coding region runs from base 1 to 1824 and encodes 607 amino acids. The record is from RefSeq and is a predicted model, not a curated record.